Molecule: messenger RNA, 4176 nt
Organism: Archocentrus centrarchus (flier cichlid)
Lineage: Eukaryota; Metazoa; Chordata; Actinopteri; Cichliformes; Cichlidae
Product: sodium- and chloride-dependent GABA transporter 2-like
Exons: 14
Coding region: 72-1829 (585 amino acids)
Biological process (GO): nitrogen compound transport; sodium ion transmembrane transport; amino acid transport
Cellular component (GO): cell projection; plasma membrane
Molecular function (GO): gamma-aminobutyric acid:sodium:chloride symporter activity
Source: RefSeq, a predicted model, not a curated record
GUAUAUAAAGGCAGUGAUAACCAGGGCACAAAGCACAGAGGUAUCAGUGAGUUCACCCUGAACUUUUGGAUAUGUGGAAAAGAAAAUGCGCACAAAGAGAAAUUCAGCCAGAGGUGGAAGAGCGAGGACACUGGGGAAAUAAGGUGGAAUUUCUCCUGGCUGUGGCAGGAAAUGUUGUCGGCUUGGGGAACGUGUGGCGGUUUCCUUACCUCUGUUACAAAAAUGGAGGCGGUGCAUUCCUGGUACCAUAUCUGGUAUUUGUGGUAACCUGUGGCUUACCCCUCUUCCUGCUGGAGACAACUGUGGGACAGUACACCCAGGAGGGAGGCAUUACCUGCUGGAGGAAGCUAUGCCCACUAGCAGAAGGGAUUGGCUAUGGUGGACAGCUGAUCAUCUUCUACAGCUGUAUGACCUACAUCAUUAUUCUGUCCUGGGCUUUGCUCUACUUUGUGUUCUCCUUCAGCUCUCAGCUCCCCUGGGCCUCCUGCAACAACUAUUGGAACACAGAUGACUGUGUAGAUUUUUCAUCAAAAAAUGACACCGUCCACUGGACCAGUCAGACUAACUCAACUUCUGCAGCCACAGAAUUUUGGGAACGACGAGUGUUGGCGAUCUCAGGGGGCAUUGAGGAACUAGGCAGCAUCCAGUGGGAGACACUGUUGUGCCUAAUUGCUAUGUGGGUCAUCUGCUACUUUUGUAUCUGGAAAGGGGUCCGAUCUACAGGAAAGGUGGUAUAUUUCACUGCUACCUUCCCUUAUGUGAUGUUGUUAAUUCUUUUGAUUCGUGGCCUCUCUCUUCCUGGUGCAUCACAAGGAGUGAUGUUUUAUCUUCUGCCUGAACCCUCCCGACUAAAAGACCCUCAGGUGUGGAUGGAGGCUGGGGCUCAGAUCUUCUUCUCGUACAGUAUCGGCGUGGGCUCCCUAACCGUGUUGGGAAGCUACAACAAAUACAAUAACAACUGCUAUAAUGACUGUCUGAUGCUGUGUUUGCUGAACAGUGUUACCAGCAUUGUAGCUGGUUUUGCUGUGUUCUCAGUGCUGGGAUUCAUGGCUCAUGAGCAAGGCGUUCCCAUUGCAGAAGUGGCCGAGUCAGGUCCAGGCCUGGCAUUCAUUGCAUAUCCUCAGGCUGUAGCCAUGAUGCCCCUGCCUCAACUGUGGUCCAUCUGUUUCUUUGUUAUGCUCAUUCUCUUGGGUCUGGACACACAAUUUGUUGCCAUGGAGGUGGUGAUGACGUCUGUCAUAGAUAUGUUUCCCAAAGUGAUGCGCAGGGCAGGUCGAAGGGAGAUUUUUCUCUUUCUCUUCUGCAUCGUAUGUUUCUUCUCUCAGCUUGUCAUGAUCACUGAGGGAGGAAUGUUUGUGUUCCAGUUGUUUGACUAUUACGCUUGUAACGGAGCCUGCAUCCUCUUUCUCUGUGUGUUUGAAGCCCUGGCCCUGGGCUGGGUAUUCGGGGCAGAUCGGUUGUACGACAUAAUAAAGGACAUGACAGGCAUAAGGGCCAACUUCUUCUUUAAAAUCUGCUGGCUCUACCUCACACCGCUGGUCUCACUGGGCUCUUUUAUAUGUUCUUUAAUUGAGUACCAGCCUCUGACCUUUAAUCGGUGGUACGUCUACCCAUCCUGGGCAUAUGUGCUGGGGUGGGCACUGGCCCUCUCCUCCAUCCUGCUUGUGCCAGGACUGGCCCUGUUUAAGCUGGGCACUGGGACUGGGACGCUAAGUCAGCGUUUCCGUCACCUGUGCCAGCCUGACCUUAAAAACUUAGAGAACCAAAGGAGAGAAACUGAACUGCAGUCCAUCAAAGAGGAACUUCUGGAGCACGUCACACCAAACUGAUAUAAAAGGUCAUCUGGUCCUGAAAUCUGCAUAACAACAAAGAUUUGGAGCUGAAUGCGAUAUCACUUUCUCUGCUUUUUCUUCUUUUUUUAAAUCAUCUUUACACAUUUUAGCCAUAUCAUACUGAUUGUGGAUCCUGAGCCUGCUAAGAAACAUAUCACUCCAUGUGUUGUGGAAUUGAACUGAAGUUUUCCUUCUUAUUGCUAUUAGCAAACCUCACUCUAUUUUGCAAUGCAGAAAUACAGUUAACUACCACUGACCAGUGUCUGUGCUAUGUUUCAGUUUUCUAAACCACAAAGUGCUACAGUACCUGGGCACUUUGCAGUUACUGAGCUGACCAGGAACUACUCUGGAUACUUAAGUAUUCUGGAGUCAAACAUGAAGCCAUCUAUCUGACAGCUAAAGCUGGGCUCAAACUGGUUCAUGCAACAGGACAAUGGUCCCAAGCACAGCAGCAAAUCUACAACAGAAAGACUGAAAGAAAAAGAAUCUAAGUGUGGCAGUGUUCCAAAGUCCAGACAUCAACCCAACUGAAAUGCUGUGGUGAGACCUUAACAGAGCUGUGCAUAAACAAAUGCCUGCAAACCUGGACUGCAGAGGCUUGAAGAUGGUUUUAAUGGCUCCCACCAACACGGUCAUGUUAUCAUGACAGUUAAAAUAAAAAGAGCUGAUUGAUUGAUUUCAUUUUAUAAAAAGAAUUUAGAGCAAGAAAUCUACAGAAUAUGAUGGCCCAAGGGUGCAGAUCCUAGAAAGAAUUUAAAUUUAUGCUGCAGCAUGCAACAAUUUAAAAUGAUCUCUAUUCCUAUCUCUCAUAUUAGAUAGAUAGAUGUAGUCAUCAGGCAGAUGGAACAUGAGAAAUACCAAGGCCUGAGAGAAGAAAUAGAGGAUGUGGAAGGUGACAGUAACAGUGUUUCCCCGGAACAAUCGGAACGCUUGGGGCAGUGACCCCCAAACUGGGAGAGUGGCUCCCAGUGGUAGUUCAAAUGCUUGAACUUUCAUUCUUCCUUUCAGUUCAUGCAAUCCACCUCCUCCACUACCCAAGAGCUUCGUCCAAGCCUCCAUCUUGGUCUCCACCACCACCAGCGCCUAGACUCUGGGAUUCCCUUCUGCUUCAAUGGGCCGUCGGAGUCUAAUCACCACACAGCAAAUUGUACUUAUCAACAAAUCAUGUUCAAUUUAUGCUAAUGAUCUCUCCUUAAUGAAAUAAUAUUUCAGAUCAAGAAAAGUGUAAUCACACAAUAUAAAGAUGACAACUACUUUUAGUUGACUAGUACAAUGACAAAGCUCUCCUGUGGUUGCUAGGGAACAUGUUGGCAUCAUAUCUUAUGUAGAUAAAAACCUUCAGGGGCCGAAGACACACCUGUAUGCCAAGUUUGGUUGCUCAACUCCUGCUUGUGUAAGAAGAGCUGGCAGCCAAAGAAACACAAUAACACACACAGACAGACUUUAUGUAGUAAGACAGCAAAUAUCUUUUUCAUAUUACUUGUAAAUGAUGGGUUAACUAACUAAAAUAUUGCAGACCAUCUAUUCUUUUUAUACUUUGAGAGAGGGGAGGGCAUGCUGUACAUGAAGCCAAAAAUCACAUCUUGUUCUGAAACAGUGCUUUGACCCCAGUGCAGUAAAAUAAAUGAAAAGGGCAAAAAACAUUUUUGCAUAAAGUAUGAUAUUCCUGUCACACCUGAUCUGUAUUUUGAUCCAACAUUUAAAAGGACCAAUAAUGUAAAGUGUUCGCUUUUGGAAACCCAUUUUCCCCAACAGUCUCUGUGAGAAGAAUAAUUUUAUUUUCAUGUGUCAGUAGGUUAUUUAAUAAGAAAAAAGACACACAGUGCAGAAAAGACCCCAAAAUCCAGCAACUAUACUAGAAAGGAAACUACUUCCAUGGCUUUCAGGAAGCAGAGACGGUGCUGCACGUCUCCUACCCUGCCAGUUUCCAUGGCAGCAGCUCGAUUAAUUCAAGGUUAAGUAAACAUGUGGCACAAAAACACAAUAAUAUGAGACUCACCAUGAAAAGAUUCAUGCUGAAAAGACUAUUUUUCACAUAUUGCUUUAUUUAAAUAGCUUAAUUAAGAAAAAUCAAUAGUAAAAACUACUUUAAGUUUCAGAAAUGUGUUCAUAUGCACAAAGGAGAAUAAUCUUGCACAUAGCCACUCAGCUGGCAUACGUUUAUACCCAAACACUGUCAAACUUUCAAACCUAUAAAGCAAACUGUUUUCCAUCUGUGAGAAAAACAAAUAACCGUUUGAAACCAUCAAGUAGUUGCUUGAUCCAAAAAAACAAAAUCAAAGAAAAAAAAUUAAAUGAAAAGGAAAAGAGGAUGAAAGUAGAAAUAAAGCUGCUAUAUGAAAGA